Mandrillus leucophaeus (drill) is the source of this 4630-nucleotide messenger RNA. It is a transcript of the gene DPYSL5, whose product is annotated as dihydropyrimidinase-like 5. Gene Ontology annotation, cellular component: cytoplasm; cytosol. Bases 52 to 1701 code for a protein of 549 amino acids. The record is from RefSeq and is a predicted model, not a curated record. The transcript has 11 exons. NCBI's taxonomy places the organism in Eukaryota, Metazoa, Chordata, Mammalia, Primates, Cercopithecidae. Gene Ontology annotation, molecular function: hydrolase activity, acting on carbon-nitrogen (but not peptide) bonds, in cyclic amides.
AACAGUGAGAAGGGACUUUGACCUUGACCAUGCUCACCUUCUUGUAGGAACAUGCUUGCCAACUCAGCCAGCGUGAGGAUCCUCAUCAAGGGAGGCAAGGUGGUGAACGAUGACUGCACCCACGAGGCUGACGUCUACAUCGAGAAUGGCAUCAUCCAGCAGGUGGGCCGUGAGCUCAUGAUCCCUGGCGGGGCCAAGGUGAUUGAUGCCACAGGGAAACUGGUGAUCCCUGGUGGCAUCGACACCAGCACCCACUUCCACCAGACCUUCAUGAAUGCCACGUGCGUGGACGACUUCUACCAUGGGACCAAGGCAGCGCUCGUCGGAGGCACCACUAUGAUCAUUGGCCACGUCCUGCCCGACAAGGAGACCUCCCUCGUGGACGCUUAUGAGAAAUGCCGGGGUCUGGCCGACCCCAAGGUCUGCUGUGACUACGCCCUCCACGUGGGGAUCACCUGGUGGGCACCCAAGGUGAAAGCAGAAAUGGAGACACUGGUGAGGGAGAAGGGUGUCAACUCAUUCCAGAUGUUCAUGACCUACAAGGACCUGUACAUGCUUCGAGACAGCGAGCUGUACCAAGUGUUGCACGCUUGCAAGGACAUUGGGGCAAUCGCCCGCGUCCAUGCUGAAAAUGGGGAGCUUGUGGCCGAGGGUGCUAAGGAGGCACUAGAUUUGGGGAUCACAGGUCCAGAAGGAAUCGAAAUCAGCCGUCCAGAGGAGACUCACUGUCCAAUCUACCUGGUCAACGUGUCCAGUAUCUCGGCUGGUGACGUUAUCGCAGCUGCUAAGAUGCAAGGGAAAGUUGUGCUGGCUGAGACCACCACUGCACAUGCCACGCUGACAGGCUUACACUACUACCACCAGGACUGGUCCCACGCGGCUGCCUACGUCACGGUGCCUCCCCUGAGACUGGACACCAACACCUCCACCUACCUCAUGAGCCUGCUGGCCAAUGACACUCUGAACAUCGUGGCAUCAGAUCACCGGCCUUUCACCACAAAACAGAAAGCUAUGGGCAAGGAAGACUUCACCAAGAUCCCACAUGGAGUGAGUGGCGUGCAGGACCGCAUGAGCGUCAUCUGGGAGAGAGGAGUGGUUGGAGGAAAGAUGGAUGAGAACCGUUUUGUGGCCGUUACCAGUUCCAACGCGGCUAAGCUUCUGAACCUGUAUCCCCGCAAGGGCCGCAUCAUCCCCGGAGCCGAUGCUGAUGUGGUGGUGUGGGACCCAGAAGCCACAAAGACCAUCUCAGCCAGCACGCAGGUCCAGGGAGGAGACUUCAACCUGUACGAGAACAUGCGCUGCCACGGAGUGCCACUGGUCACCAUCAGCCGGGGGCGCGUCGUGUAUGAGAACGGCGUCUUCAUGUGCGCCGAGGGCACCGGCAAGUUCUGUCCCCUGAGGUCCUUCCCAGACACUGUCUACAAGAAGCUGGUCCAGAGAGAGAAGACUUUAAAGGUUAGAGGAGUGGACCGCACUCCCUACCUAGGGGAUGUCGCUGUUGUCGUGCACCCUGGGAAAAAAGAGAUGGGAACCCCACUCGCAGACACUCCUACCCGGCCUGUCACCCGGCAUGGGGGCAUGCGGGACCUUCAUGAAUCCAGCUUCAGCCUCUCUGGCUCUCAGAUCGAUGACCAUGUUCCAAAGCGAGCUUCAGCUCGGAUCCUCGCUCCUCCCGGAGGCAGGUCGAGUGGCAUUUGGUAAAGGCACUGCCCAGCCCCCCGAGUGAGGACACACCGCCGCCACCAGUCCGCAACUCUCCGGCCACAGCUUCAGGGGCAGGAGAGGCUGGGCUGGGCAGCACACCACCCAAAGGGGGCCCCAGGACCUGCGGAGCCCUCCCUAUGUCUGCAAAGUGAUUCACUGUGCUUCGAGCCAACUCUAACAGGCACUUUGAGAUGUGUUCCUCCUGCUGUAGUCCUUUCUGCCUUGGCCUCCGUGGGCUUUUCUGGGGCCCAGGAAGCCCACACUGUGCACAGAGCCCAGUGCAUAGAGCCCUGGCCAGCCCUUCCUCUCACUCCUGCCUCCGCUGGCUUUGGGAAAGCCCAGACUUUAGUGCCCUGCCCCCUGGCUGACUGCCCAGUUGUCCAGAGCACUUUAGCAGAUGUGGUUUCAAAGUAAAGGCCUCCUCCCCCACCCCUUAGGCCCUGUGGUGACAUUUCCCAAGCCAGACAGGUGUCAGCUUCCCAGCCAUGCCCAGGACGUCCCAUCUCCCCCAACCCACCUCUGGCCCUGUGUAGGGGCAGGGAUGGGGGUGGCUGGACACCCGGUGCCCCUCGCCAGCUUCUCUUGUGCCCCGCCCACACCCUCGGGGGGUCACAGGUCCAGGAGGGUAGCUGGGCGGGGCUCGAGGCUGGUGCCCGGCGCGUGUAAAUGGUUUGGUUUUGCACGUUUGGUUUGCGCAGUAGUUUGGUUUGACUUGUUUGUGCAUCCUGUGAAAAAUAACGGUGCUUGUGUCACUAGCAUAGAAUAGCAACAGGAAUAGAUGUGGUCCUUAGGAGACGCUGCACUCGACACCAACCAGACAGCACAGGGCAGGGGCGGUGGAGGGGCUGGGGUCACAGGCCUCUCUUCUCCCCGCCUGGGGCCUUCCGGGCUGCUGGAGGCCCAGGCCCUUUCCCCCUCCCCUCCCCUCCUUGUCUAGUUUCCCACAUUCCAAGAGGGGGCCUGGGAUGCUAGCCCCGGAGAUGCCAGCCCUUCAGGAAGCAGGUGUCCUUUCCCCUCUCUGCCCCAUUCACUCCCGGCACUCCCCCUGCCUUCCCCCCAUCUCCACCCACCCCCCCCCACACACACACACACAUACGACUUCCUGUAACUUCUUCCUGCUGGACAGAGACUCAGUGCUCCUCCUGUGUGACUGGCAAGAGGCCUCAUGCCUGCUGAGAGAGGAGGAGUGGGAGAGGGGCUCGCCAGACACCAGGGAGGGAGACCCCAGGCACACAGGACCUGGCUGUCGAACCCACAUUGCUGCUCAGGUGCCGUGAUCUCCCGUGGCUGGCACCAGGCCCUCGCUGGCUCAUGGCCUCAUCUUCUCCCCGUCUGUCCAGGUAGGCCCUCCCUGCUUCUGAGGCCCUCCAGAAGUUCCCAUGGAAACACUAGAGGCCGGGUGUCUCCUUCCACCUCCAGUGGUCUGGGAAGUGACCCGGCCGCCUGCCCUUAUUAAGCCUUGUCUGCCCCAUGGGAAGUGACUUCAUGUUGCACAUGUGAUUUCAGCCCCUGAGGCUUGUGCAAGGUUUCUGGACCCUCAGUUAAAGGUCAGUCUCUGGCCGGGCGCGGUGGCUCACGCCUGUAAUCCCAGCACUUUGGGAGGCCAAGGCGGGUGGAUCAUGAGGUCAGGAAAUCGAGACCAUCCUGGCUAACACGGUGAAACCCCGUCUCUACUAAAAAUACAAAAACUAGCCGGGCGAGGUGGCGGACGCCUGUAGUCCCAGCUAUUCGGGGGGCUGAGGCAGGAGAAUGGCGUGAACCCGGGAGGCAGAACUUGCAGUGAGCUGAGAUCGCGCCACUGCACUCCAGCCUGGGCGACAGAGCCAGACUCCGUCUCAAAAAAAAAAAAAAAGUCAGCCUCUGCACAUCUCUGUAGUGCUGUUCGUGUAUUCAAACCACUUCCAUAUAUGACCUCUCACUUGGUCCUCAUGACAAUGGAGCACUUACUAUUCUUCCCAUUUUACAGAUGAGGAAACUGAGGCCCAAAAAGUUCAGGCCCUCUGACCCCAGAAGUGUCUGUGACCACCCUUCCAACCUUGGCUAUCUACCCCAGCUGUGGAGAGGAGGUCUGGGGUGACAUCUAUUGUAGAUCCCACCUGAGAGUUUAACCAACAGGAAGACUUACUUUCCUGGUAGGCAGCCUGCUUUGUUUUGCACAGGUAGAUAGAUUUUUUUUCCUCAUCUUUCUUAUAAACAAUCUCAUGCACAGUCUGUGUUUGAGCUAGGACUAGUCACCCUUUGGGGGCUAACUGUGCAGUGUGAGCUGCAUCCACACCCUCACUUCUCCCUUCACUCCCCCUUUCCUCACUCAGGGGCUGAGAGGACAGAGGUGGUCAGUCAGGGAGCAGAGGUGGCGAAGGGGCUCAUGGCAAGUGGCAGCCAUUGGAACAGGGGUGAAGACUCAGGCCUGGGAAAGCCACCAGGGAUAGGGGAAACCAUGACACUGCCUCCUGGUGCAGUGCACACCAUCUCUAUCCCUGUCAGCCCUCACUGGGUCAUGGGCCUUGGGCAGAUGCCAAAGAGCCCAGCAGCAGUGGUGGUGGCCAGCUGGGCAAAGCAUCCUUGCUUGGGCUAGGAAAGCUUUACCUUCUCUGAGUGCCUCCGCCCAAGAGAUGCGUGACCCGUGGCACCAGGGAACCACAUCUUGGAGUGGUCCACUGUAGGCCAUCCACUUCAUCCACCCCCAGUCCUUACAUAGGCCCUACCCUUUGCCCGGGAGCUUCUAGAUGGAAAUCAGAAAGAGAUUCAAGGAGCCGAAUGAGCGGUCAGCCCCCACCAUGCACUCCUUGCCCCGUGCAGAGCUCCAGCCAGCUUCGUCACCAGCCCCACUGGCUCCUGGUUGGAAUGAAAGGGUCUCUGGUUGCACUGAAUGCAGCUCUCAAACUGGUCUUGUACUUGCUGAAUAAAUACUGUUGUUCUUGCCUUA